Cucurbitaria berberidis CBS 394.84 is the source of this 5544-nucleotide messenger RNA. RefSeq names its product carbamoyl-phosphate synth. Gene Ontology annotation, biological process: L-citrulline biosynthetic process; L-glutamine metabolic process; UTP biosynthetic process. The transcript is spliced from 4 exons. The coding region runs from base 1 to 5544 and encodes 1847 amino acids. The record is from RefSeq and is a predicted model, not a curated record. NCBI's taxonomy places the organism in Eukaryota, Fungi, Ascomycota, Dothideomycetes, Pleosporales, Cucurbitariaceae. Gene Ontology annotation, cellular component: cytosol; cytoplasm. Gene Ontology annotation, molecular function: ATP binding; dihydroorotase activity; amino acid binding.
AUGGCUCUCCGCCCCGAUGAAAGCCAGAAUCUGGCUCUCGAGCUGCAGGAUGGCUACGUCUGCUUCGGACGCAGCUUCGGCGCUGAGAAGAGCAUUGCUGGAGAACUCGUCUUCCAGACUGGCAUGGUCGGCUACCCUGAAUCUAUAACAGACCCGUCCUACCGAGGCCAGAUUCUGGUCAUUACAUUCCCUCUCGUGGGCAACUAUGGCGUGCCCUCGCGUGAGGAGAUGGACAGCCUCUUGAAAGACAUACCCGCGCACUUCGAGGCCAAAGAGAUCCACAUUGCUGGCCUGGUAGUCGCUACAUACGCAGAAGAAGAGUACUCGCAUCACCUAGCCACUUCUUCGCUGGGUGCAUGGUUGAAGGAGCAGGGCGUGCCCGCCAUCACUGGCGUGGACACGCGAGCGCUGACGAAGCGCAUCCGGGAGGAGGGAAGCAUGCUGGGACGACUGAUGCAGAGGACCAAGCCAUCGCCCAUCUCUACCGCAAUCACCGCAAUCGCCGCACUCACCAAUGGCGCUCUCAACACGGCCGAGGUCGCAGAAGGCGACAUGGAGGAGUGGAGGGGCAGCUUCGAGCAAAUCGAAUGGCUCGAUCCAAACAAGACAAACCUUGUGGCUGAAGUCUCCAUCAAAGAGCCCAAGCUCUACUCUCCCGACCCCGCAAAUGCCCUCUAUCAUCCCUCUGGCCGCCCCGUACGCGUAUUAACCGUCGACGUCGGUCUCAAAUACAACCAGCUGAGAUGCCUGGUGCGACGAGGAGUCGAGGUCUUGCAGGUCCCAUGGGACUACGACUUUCCUCAGCUUGCUGGCAAGGACUACGAUGGCCUGUUCAUCUCCAACGGUCCCGGUGAUCCAGCUAUGAUGGAGGCUACCGUGAAGCACAUCAAGGCAGCCAUGGACGAGGCGCGCACACCUGUUUUCGGUAUCUGUCUUGGCCACCAACUGCUCGCACGCGCUGCAGGCGCAGGCACGCUCAAGAUGAAGUUUGGCAACCGCGGCCACAACAUCCCCUGCACCAGCUUGGUCACAGGCAAGUGCCACAUCACGUCACAAAAUCACGGUUACGCUGUAGACUCAAAGACACUGCCUCAAGGCUGGGAAGAGCUCUUCGUCAACGCCAACGAUGGCAGCAACGAGGGUAUCCGGCACGCACGCAGGCCGUACUUCAGUGUCCAAUUCCACCCAGAGCACACUCCUGGUCCCCGUGACACCGAGUACCUGUUCGAUGUCUUCAUCAACACAAUCCAAAAGUCUAUCGAGUCAACUGCAAUCAUGUCACAAGCAGUCGAAUUCCCGGGUGGCACUUUCGAGGAGAACAAGAAGCUGGCUCCGCGGGUGGACGUCAAGAAAGUCCUCGUGCUCGGCAGUGGAGGCCUGAGCAUUGGGCAAGCUGGAGAGUUCGAUUACUCUGGAAGCCAGGCCAUCAAGGCUUUGAAAGAAGAGGGCAUCUAUACUAUUCUGAUCAACCCCAACAUCGCCACCAUCCAAACCUCAAAGGGCCUUGCCGACAAGGUCUACUUUUUACCAGUCAAUGCCGACUUUGUGCGCAAGGUCAUCCAGAAAGAGCGCCCUGAUGGUAUCUAUGUCACAUUCGGUGGCCAAACCGCCCUUCAAGUGGGUAUCCAGCUCAAGGACGAGUUCGAGGGACUCGGCGUCAAGGUCCUCGGAACGCCGAUCGACACCAUCAUCACAACUGAAGAUCGAGAGCUGUUCGCGCGAAGCAUGGAGUCCAUCGGAGAGAAGUGCGCCAAGUCUGCAUCUGCCAACAACGUCGAAGAGGCCAUGCACGCUGUCAAGGACAUUGGCUUCCCUGUCAUUGUUCGAGCUGCCUAUGCUCUUGGUGGACUCGGAAGUGGCUUUGCAAACAACGAGGCCCAGCUGCUUGACCUUUGCAACAAGGCCUUCGCUGCCAGCCCGCAAGUGCUGAUCGAACGCAGUAUGAAGGGAUGGAAAGAAAUUGAAUACGAAGUUGUACGCGAUGCCCGAGACAACUGCAUCACAGUCUGCAACAUGGAGAACUUUGAUCCUCUGGGUAUUCAUACUGGAGACUCCAUCGUCGUCGCGCCAUCGCAAACGCUUUCAGAUGAAGACUACAACAUGCUUCGGACGACAGCGGUGAACGUCAUUCGCCAUCUCGGCGUUGUCGGAGAGUGCAACAUUCAAUACGCCUUGAACCCGUUCUCCCGCGAGUACUGCAUUAUCGAGGUAAACGCCCGUCUAUCGCGUUCAUCCGCUCUAGCCUCCAAGGCCACCGGCUAUCCUCUUGCUUUCGUCGCAGCUAAGCUCGGUCUCAACAUCCCGCUGAACGAGAUCUCCAACUCCGUAACUCGCGUCACGUGCGCGUGCUUCGAGCCAUCUCUCGACUAUGUCGUCGUGAAGAUCCCCCGAUGGGAUUUGAAGAAGUUCACGCGUGUUUCGACACUCCUCGGCUCAUCUAUGAAGAGUGUCGGUGAAGUCAUGAGCAUUGGCAGAACAUUCGAAGAGGCCAUUCAGAAGGCUAUUCGGGAGAUCGAUCCUAGUAACCUCGGUUUUAAUGAGACCGCUGCUUUGAUGGGAAUCGAUCAGGAGCUCCAGACCCCCUCGGAUCAGCGACUAUUCGCCAUUGCCAACGCUAUGAAGUCUGGCUACAGUGUCGACAAGAUCUGGGAGAUGACGCAGAUCGACAAGUGGUUCCUCAGCCGUCUCAAGGGUCUCAGUGACUUUGAAAAGUCCAUGUCCAGCUACACCACAGUUAGCAUCACCGUGCCUCUGUUGAAGAAGGCAAAGGCGCUAGGUUACUCAGAUCGCCAGCUCGCCAAGUUCUGGGCCUCCAACGAACUUGCCGUGCGUCGUACGCGUGUAGAUGCUGGAAUCCUCCCCGUUGUUAAGCAGAUUGACACCGUGGGGGGUGAGUUUCCCGCUACCACCAACUAUUUAUACCUCACUUACAAUGGCACGGAGCACGAUGUCGACUUCAACGACAACGGCGUCAUGGUUCUUGGCUCCGGCGUGUACCGUAUCGGUUCCUCGGUCGAGUUCGACUCAUGCUCCGUUCGAGCUAUCCGCACGUUACGCGAGCAAGGUUUCAAAACUAUCAUGUUGAACUACAACCCCGAGACCGUUUCGACUGAUUACGACGAGGCUGAUCGUCUGUACUUCGAAGACAUAUCGCUCGAGACUGUGCUCGACAUCUAUACACUGGAAAACUCGAGCGGCGUCAUCGGCGCUAUGGGUGGUCAGCAGGCGAAUAACAUCGCUCUGCCUCUGCAUCGCAUGAACGUCAAGAUGCUCGGUACUUCGCCGGAGAUGAUCGACACUGCCGAGAAUCGAUACAAGUUUUCUCGUAUGCUGGAUCGCAUUGCAGUUGACCAGCCCGCCUGGAAAGAGCUUACCAGCAUUGAGGAGGCUACAGCGUUCUGUGACAAAGUUUCUUACCCGGUGCUCGUCCGUCCGUCUUACGUGCUCUCCGGAGCUGCGAUGAACACUGUGUACUCCAAGCACGAUCUCGCCAACUACCUGAACCAAGCAGUCGAUGUGUCAAAGGACCACCCUGUUGUCAUCACCAAGUACAUCGAGAACGCAAAGGAGAUCGAGAUGGAUGCCGUUGCACGCAACGGAAUCAUGAUCGGACACUUUAUCUCCGAGCACGUAGAAAAUGCCGGCGUGCAUUCUGGUGACGCUACUCUCAUCCUUCCACCGCAGGACUUAUCUGAGGAGACCGUCCGCCAGAUUGAGGAUGCGACGAAAAAGAUCGGGCUUGCGUUGAAUAUAACGGGACCUUACAACAUUCAGUUCAUUGCGAAAGACAACGAGAUCAAGGUCAUUGAGUGCAACGUCCGCGCAUCGCGGUCUUUCCCCUUUGUCUCCAAGGUCAUGGGUGUCGAUUUGAUUGAGAUGGCCACCAAGGCCAUGGCUGGCCUCCCCCUUACCCCAUAUCCGCCAGUCAACAUUCCUGCGGACUAUGUAGGUGUCAAGGUCCCUCAAUUCUCCUUUUCUCGGUUGUCUGGUGCCGACCCAGUGCUCGGUGUGGAGAUGGCCUCGACGGGAGAAGUCGCCUGCUUUGGUCGCACCAAAUACGAAGCCUACCUCAAGGGCCUCAUCGCAACAGGCUUCAGGCUGCCGAAGAAGAACAUCUUGUUAUCUAUUGGCUCUUUCAAAGACAAACUGGAGAUGCUGCCCUCGAUCGAGCGCUUGCACAAGAUGGGCUACAAGCUCUUCGCUACUGCUGGAACAGCGGACUAUAUUCAGGAGCAUGGCCUCCCAGUCAAGUUUUUGGAAGUCCUUCCAAGUGGCGAACACGACGAACAAAAGUCGGAAUAUUCGCUGACGCAGCACUUGUCGAACAACCUCAUUGAUCUGUACAUCAAUUUGCCCUCAAGCAACCGCUUCCGACGACCAGCCAACUACAUGAGCAGAGGGUACCGCACGCGACGAAUGGCCGUCGACUACCAAACUCCUCUUGUGACCAAUGUCAAGAAUGCAAAGCUUUUGAUCGAGGCUAUCUCUCGCUAUCACGAUCUCGAGAUUAGUAAGGUGGAUUUCCAGGAGUUUGCCGCUGCUCCGGGGUCCCAUGAGCAGUCGUCUUUAGACGUGCAUGGGCUGAACAACUCGUUGUCUUUAACGCAGCUUCUUGCGAAGUCACCAUUCAAGGGAAAGCAUGUCACUUCUGUCAAGCAAUUCAGCCGUGCAGACCUACAUCUUCUGUUUACCAUCGCUCAGGAGAUGCGUCUCGGUGCUCAACGACAAGGAUGUCUUGACAUUCUCAAAGGUCGCCUUCUCUGCACCAUGUUCUGCGAGCCAUCAACGAGGACGUCUGCUUCUUUCGAAGCCGCUAUGAAGCGUCUAGGUGGUGAGGUCGUCGUCAUCAACGAAUCAGUAUCAUCCACGCAAAAGGGCGAGUCUAUUGCUGACACCAUCCGCACACUGGGGUGCUAUGGUGACGCCAUCAUUCUGCGCCACCCGGAUGAGGAGUCCGUGAACAUCGCCACCAAGUUCUCCGAUGUUCCCAUCAUUAAUGCUGGAAACGGUAGUCGUGAGCAUCCGACCCAGGCACUGCUCGACAUCUUCACGAUCCGUGAAGAGCUGGGAACUGUCAAUGGUCUCAACAUCACAUUCGUGGGCGAUCUCAAGUACGGCCGCACAGUGCACUCCCUCUGCAAGCUCCUCUCCCACUACGACGUCACCGUCAACCUUGUGUCCCCCGCCUCCCUCAGCAUGCCGUCUGGUGUCUGCGAUGGGCUCAAGUCCCGUGGCCAGCUGAACCACGUCACCAACGAGCUCACUGACGACAUUGUCGCCGCUUCCGACGUCUUGUACUGCACGCGCGUACAAAAGGAGCGAUUCCCUGAUCUGGCAACUUAUGAUGCUGUCAAGGAUGCGUUCGUGAUUAAUAACAAGGUGCUGAAGGGGGCGAAGGAGCAUAUGAUUGUGAUGCACCCGCUACCGAGGAAUAACGAGAUUCAUGAAGAGGUGGACUUUGAUCCCAGGGCGGCAUAUUUCAGACAGAUGAGGUACGGUCUGUACACGCGCAUGGCAUUGCUUGCUAUGGUCAUGGCUCCGUAA